AGGGAUUCAGGAGCACAUUCUUACACACCACAAAGCAGUCGCUUGGACGACUGAGGACGGAACGAAGACUGGAAUCGCAAGAGGAAAAGAAAAGCAAAGAAGAUCGAGUGGAAAAAAAGAUCAUGCAGGUUUUGGGUUUGAAAAAGUACAAAAUUUAGAAAGGAAACAUAUAAAGAUUGUGUGUUUUUUUUUUACUUUAACCUGCAUGAAAAGUGAAGAUUAAGAAAAAAUACUUUUUUCUUUCAAAAUAAGAUCUUUAGGAAAAUUAUUCCAACAACUCGUCUAGCAGGAUUCAAAGGCUAGAGGCAGUGCUCCAGCAGUCUAGUGAAAGACGGAAUUAACGAGCGUGUCCUUGUCCUCAAGAGCAACCAUUUACGAAUCACCUGGCCCUCUCUGGAGACUGCUGCGUAAUUCAUACCUGUUUUAUUGCCGUUUUACUGUAUGUGGAGAUAACAGACGAGUACACCAGGCCAGCAUUGAAAUAACUGCCUGUUUGUCUAUAUAAUAUCAUGGAUUCAGAUGAUGAACCCUUGUUGCUCCAGGCUAUGUGGGACUUUAGUGAGUAUGAGGAACAAAAUGAUGAAGAAGAGAAAGAAGCUUGUGAUGAAGGGGUUGAAGUUAUCAGGCGAGAGCCAGUCUGUAGAGGAUUGUGGUGGGGGGUGGGGUGGAUUUACACUCGACCCUGGGCCAGCGGAGUGGUUCUUUUUGUAGGCUUUCUGCUUCCUUUAACUCUUUCUGCUUACAUGUUUGUUUACUGUGAGCCACUGGACAUUGAUCUCUCCUACAGUGCCUUUGAAGUCAGGAGCCAUUCAUCUGCAGAACGCUUCGAUGCACUCACUGUUGCACUGAAAAGCCAGUUAGGGUCUUGGGAUCGACACCGACGUGAUGCAGAAGGGUUUGAUUUUGAUUCAAAUGCCCUUAGGGAUUUCCUCUUGCUGAAAUUAAACAGACAAACAAAACAGGCAGAAGUGGCCAAUCAGACACAACUAUCCGAGGUUUUUAGAGGUAGAAAGGGUACAUUUGAAGCAGCACAAAAGCCAGAUGACAAAAUUAACACGACAACUGUGCAAAUGUUGAGAACCAAAAUGUUAAAUGGUGAGAAACAAGAUGAAAAAAGCUCGACACUUGUCCGAAAGCCAAGGUUCACAGGUUACUCCUACCUUCAAACACAGGCUCUCUGGAGGAUAGAGCUUGUGUUUGUGGCUCAAGGUGACCAGGACAAUAACAUCUUCACGGCGGAGCGUCUUCACACCAUCCACAAAGUGGAACGACUUCUCAUGCAACAUCCACAAUUCCAGCAAUUUUGCUGGAAGCCUCUAGAAGUGUUGAGGGACAUUCCUCUGGGGCCUUCGUACUGCUCACCCCCCAGCUCUCUCCUUUCCUACCUUUUCCCCAGUGAGCGAGGAGGAAAGAUCUACUUUGAUGGCAUGGGCUCAGACCUGGCAGAUAUACAAGGUGCUUUGAGUCUGGCAAUCACCCACCCCCAGUUUUAUUGGUAUGUGGAUGAGACACUCACUCCAGACAGCCUUCAGUCCUCCCUCCUCCGCAGCGAAAUCCAUUUCGGAGCACCACUGCCAUCCUUCUACUCUCUACAGGAUCGGCCCCUGGAGCAGAGACAAAGAUUCAGGGAUUUUGUGGUCCAGUAUGCUGGUAUUCUGGCUCAGCAGUCCACCAGCAAGGUGAAGGUACUUUAUGGGGGUACCGAGCUUUUUGAUGAUGAGGUCAGAAGGACAUUCCACAGCGACAUGUUGCUGGCUUUAUUCAGUGGUGCCUGUAUAGCAGUGCUGGUCUAUAUCCUGACUUCUUUCUCAUUGUUUCUGACAUUUUUUGGCUUGGCUAGUAUUGGCCUGAGCUGCUUGGUGGCUCUGUUCCUCUAUCAUGUCAUGUUCAGGGUGAAGUACUUGGGCAUUCUUAACGGUGUGGCAGCCUUCAUAAUUAUCGGCAUUGGGGUGGAUGAUGUGUUUGUGUUUAUCAGUACAUUCAGGCAGGCAGCUCAUGUCGCAGGAGCUGAGCAGCGUAUGAUCCAUACGGUAAAGACGGCAAGCCGAGCCACCUUCCUCACCUCCUUCACCACAGCAGCCGCCUAUGCAGCCAACGCCUUCUCUCAGAUACCAGCGGUGCAUGACUUUAGUCUGUUCAUGUCUCUCAUCGUGAGUUGCUGCUGGCUCUGGGUGUCCAUUCUAAUGCCUGCUGCUCUCUGCAUUUGGAAUCGGUGCACCCCUGCCCACUCUAACGCCUGUCCAAAAUGGUGGAGUACACUAAAUACACUCUCAGGCAAUCUCAGCCCUCUUUCAGAUGAGGAUGAUGAUGUGGCUCUUUUGACCGUAGAGACAGAUCCAGAUCUCCAGGAAUCCGAGUUUGAUGCGGAUCUGCUGCCUCUCCCAGAUGCAUCUGCAGAAGGGAACAUCGGGUUGGUGAGUGCCAAGCUCCAGAGCGCACUGCGAUCCUGGGUGGCUGAGCCCGCGGUGAAGAGACGCAAGGCAAUUAUAGCUCUAUACAUUGUGGUCCUGCUUGCUUCAGCAUGUUGCUGUAGCCUCCUCAAACCGGCCAGUCAUGCACCUGCCCUCUUCCACCACAACACCAACUUACAGCAACUGCUGGAUCUCCGUAGCAACCUGAGCGCCCAGGGGAUAGCCUGUCACAUGUGUUCGGGAGUGUUUAUGGAAACACCUCACAGCUUGCACAGCAGUGUUCACGCCAUGAGCUCCACAUCAAGGAAAAACCCCCCGUCAAGCCGAGCAGAAGGGAGUCCGAGACAGCAAAAUAUCAUUAACGGCACACGCAGUACAACAGAUGGCCUACUGACGGUUUUUGUGUCUAAGCUGGAGGUAGAUGCACCUGUUACCCUCUACCGCUACUCUCUAAGUGCCAGCAUGCCUGCUCCCUGGAGAGCACUGAGCCCCAGGCAUGGAGACGUGCCAUCAUUUCAGGCUUAUAACAGUCACCAUGGCAACUUUAGCGCACGGCUUACAGUGUGCGUGUCGCAUGCCUACCAUCCUCGGCCACGGUGGAUGUUGACCUUGGGGUCAUGCGACCCUCGCCAUGGCUGGAGGUCAAACUUCAGCUUCUUUGUGGCGCCUAGCGAGCAGAAGAACAGCAGGAAGUUGUACUUUGCCCAGAAUGCCCUAAGCCCAUACCCUAGUCGUGUGUGUGAUGGACCCCCAGGGUGUAUGGUCAGUUCUGGGCAUGACGGACCCACUCAGGGCAGUUUCUACACCCCUGUGCCUGCAGUCCCUAGAGAGGUGAAGAGUUCAAAGACGUCUGGAUUUAACCCGUGUAGUGGAGGUGGAUGUGGAAAGCCAGCAGUCCGCCCCCUGGUGGACACCGGAGCCAUGGUGUUUGUUGUAUUUGGGAUACUCGGGGUCAAUCGCACUCAGCAUUCAGACAACCAUGUUAUUGGAGACCUGGGCAGUGUGAUCUACGAUCCUGACUUUGAUCUCUUCAAUGAAAUUGGUCACUUGUGCCGACUCUGCAAAGCCAUCAGUGCCAAUACACAACUUGUCAAGCCUGGCGGGGCACAAUGCCUGCCUUCAGGCAACAGUCUCACAUCCAUCCUUCCUCUCCUCCACCCCGAGUGUCAGUCUCUUCCCGAGCCUAAUCUCCUGCCUGGCCAGCUCUCCCAUGGUGCAGUGGGUAUGCAGGGGGGGCGAGUACACUGGAUCUCCAUGGCGUUUGAAUCAACCACCUACAAAGGAAAGUCCUCGUUUCAAGCGUACUCAGAUUUUCUACAAUGGGAGAGCUUCCUGCAGGAGCAGUUAGCAUCUCUCCCACAAGGUUCAGCUCUGCGACGGGGCUUCCAGACCUGCCAGCACUGGAAGCAGAUUUUCAUGGAGAUUAUAGGUGUGGAGAGCGCACUUUACAGUCUGCUUUUGUCCUUGGCCAUCUGUAUAGCAUCCGUUGCUGUGUUUACUGUCCAUCCUCUACUGUUGCUGCCUAUCCUGCUUAGCAUUCUGGGUGUGGUGUGUAUGGUGGUGGCGUUGAUGUACUGGCUGGGUUGGGAAAUGGGUGCAGUGGAGGCGAUCUCUCUCUCCAUCUUAGUUGGAUCAUCGGUGGAUUACUGUCUGCACCUGGUUGAAGGCUUCCUGCUUGCUGGAGAUACAGAAAACUUGGGGGCCGUCAGUCACAGCACAGAUCCAUCGGGUGAGCGUCAGCGGCGCACCCUGGAAGCCAUCAAUCAUGUCGGAGUUGCCAUCGUGUCCAGCGCGAUCACAACCGUGAUAUCCACAGUGCCGCUGUUUUUCUGCACGAUUAUGCCUUUUUCAAAGUUUGGCCAGAUAGUGGCUAUAAACACUGCCGUCUCAAUAUUAUUUACCCUCGUCGUGACUACAGCCCUGUUGGCCACCAUGGGGCCUUCACACUUCACUCGGCCACCCCGAGCAGUUCUCAAAGCCGGCCUGGUGGUGCUUGCUGUAGGGCUCUCAGGGUGUCUCUUCUGGUGGACUGGAUCCCAACUAAUUCCCACCAGCUGGAGCUCACUUAUCACUUAGACUGGGAGCUGUCUACUGACCUGUCAGCCAAAAGACUGAAGAAUCCAAAUCAAAGAAAUCAGAAUCGUUGUGUAGUGAAACAGCCACUGAAUGUAUUUGGUAUGUAAAUUAUUGUUAGGAUGAACAUGAUACUGUGUACAAGAUUCUCUUUAUUUAGAUUUGUUGCCUCCUUAUAUGAUACCUUAAAGGAAACAUACACCAUGAAUGACUUGGAUAAUAAUUUUAUUAUUUGUAAUCGUAAUUUUUCUCAUUGACAAAAUUCUACUUUAGUAGACAGUAGUCAAUUACCCAUAAUUACUGUUUGACUACCUGCUUCAGAUGGACAACCUCAUGUCUGUGUUAAAAAAAGAGUAAUGCGGCAGAGCUUUAGCCCUUUAAUCUGUCCACUUACUUCACCUCUUCAUCUGUACACAUCGCUUUUAAUUGAUGACAUAUCUGCUUUGCAUUCUGGUACAUUUGAAUUGAACCUUUGCUGUUUUCAUUGAACUCCACAAAACACUGGAAAAUGGUACGUACGUGAGAGGAAAAAGCUUUUGUUCAUUUGUUUUUAGGAGCAAAUACAGACACCUGGCCAUUAUCCCACAUGUCUGAGAUAUCUUCUCUCGGGGAUAAUGAGCAUUCAGCACCAACGAACAAAUUAGCACGACAAUCACUAAGUGCGUCUUGAAUAUUUCAAUCGAAACGCGUGUUCAGGGUGGAUUUUCCUUUGAGUGUCAGCGGGAAGAUGAAAAUACGAAGAAGUUUUGGGGGGGAAAAAAUGGUCAGAGUAAAAAAAAUGCAUUAUCAAAGAACUUCUUAAGCAGACCAGAUUUCUUUGAAUGAAUACGAAUAAAAAAACGAUGGUCUAGAGAGUUUGUGGAUAUGCUGUCUACCUCAGGUUAAUAAAAAAAUGAGAAGAAAAGAGAAGAAGCUGUCCAAGGGUCGAUAUUAAAGACUGUGAAAACCUUGCAAGUGGAAUAAUAAAAGAUAUUUUGGUUUGCUCCAGCUCGGUUAUAUGGGAUAGCUGGAGACAAGUUUAACUUUUAAAAUCAUUGACGAAACGUCACUCAAACGCAAUGCUGCUCUUGAGAAAAGAAGAGUUUUGAUGUCGAUGCCGAUGUUCUUAUGAAAUGAUAUGAACCCGUUUCUAAAUCCAGUCAGUUGAUGGUACUGUGUAACCAUCGCUAGUUUAGAGAUUGUGUUUUAAAGUGCAAACCACAGAAGUAUUUUGUAUAAUGGUUUGUUUUUUGUGAAUCUGACCAACAAGCUGUUCUACUGAUUUUAUAUUACUGUAAAUCUGUAUUUGAGUAGUUGAGAUGUUUCUGUAGAAUUGUUCCUUAAAAAAAAAAGCAAUUUAUACAGUGUGUUGUAUAAAUGCUAUGCUAUUGGUUCUCGUUCAUCAAAUCAAUACACUCACCUUGAGAG
Silurus meridionalis is the source of this 5891-nucleotide messenger RNA. It is a transcript of the gene disp3, whose product is annotated as dispatched RND transporter family member 3. The record is from RefSeq and is a predicted model, not a curated record. The transcript is spliced from 21 exons. The coding region runs from base 510 to 4487 and encodes 1325 amino acids. Gene Ontology annotation, cellular component: membrane. NCBI's taxonomy places the organism in Eukaryota, Metazoa, Chordata, Actinopteri, Siluriformes, Siluridae.